Messenger RNA from Lolium rigidum, 1107 nucleotides. Its product is annotated as BTB/POZ and MATH domain-containing protein 1-like. The record is from RefSeq and is a predicted model, not a curated record. Gene Ontology annotation, molecular function: protein binding. The transcript has a single exon. Gene Ontology annotation, biological process: protein ubiquitination. NCBI's taxonomy places the organism in Eukaryota, Viridiplantae, Streptophyta, Magnoliopsida, Poales, Poaceae. The coding region runs from base 1 to 1071 and encodes 356 amino acids.
AUGUCGUCCGCCGGCGCUGGAGGCAAGCCGUCGAGGUCUGCCAUCGUGGCCGACACGGAGAGCGGGCACCACCUUCUUACGAUCCACGGUUACUCCCGCACCAAGGGCCUGUUCACCGGAGAGUGCGUCAGGUCCAGCCCAUUCACCAUCUGCGGGCAUCGCUGGAGCAUCGACUACUACCCCAACGGCAUACGCUCGGCAGUCGAGCAUUACAUAUCCCUCUCCCUGAUCCUCGACGAAGAUGUCGCGGAGGCGGUGAAGGCGCAGUUCGACUUCCGCCUUGCCAGCGAUGUGGAGGAGCCCGAGCAAGUUGCGGCGCUGGCGUCGGCACCGGUAAGAAGAUUCUCUUCCCGGGGCGUAUCGUCGUACACCUCGUUCAUCAGAAGGAACGAGCUGGAGAAGUCCAAGUAUCUCGUAAACGACUUGUUCACCAUCCGGUGCGACAUCGCUGUUGUUCACAACUACCGGGCGUUCACCGACGCCGUGGCCUUCGUCUCCGUGCCUCCUUGCGACCUGCGCCGGCAUCUCGGCGAGCUCCUCGAGACCGAGAAAGGCGCCGACGUGGUGUUCGAGGUCGGAGGCGAGACGGUCGCCGCACACCGGUGCGUGCUCGCUGCCCGCUCCUCGGUCUUCAGCGCCGAGCUCUUCGGACCGAUGGUGGAGGGCAAUGCCGCCGGCGUGGUCGUACGCAUAGAAGACAUGGAUGCAGAGGUGUUCAAGGCGUUGCUGCAUUUCGUGUACACGGGCUCAUUGCCGGAGGCCCGGAAGGAAGAUGAAGAUGUCACCUACCAGCACCUGCUCGUCGCAGCGGACAGGUAUGGCAUGGAGCGGUUGAAGCUGAUCUGCGUGGAGAAGCUGUGCCAGUACAUAAAUGUGGGCUCAGCGGCGAUCAUCUUGGCGCUCGCCGAACAGCACCAUUGUGAGGGGCUGAAGAAGGCGUGCUUCGACUUUCUCGCCGCUCCGGCGAAUCUGAGGGCGGUCGUGGCCACCGACGGCUUCCAGCAUCUGAGCAAGAGUUGCCCUUCUCUUAUGGUCGAGGUGAUCACAAUGUCCUGCGCAUUACUUGAGUGAUGGAUCGCCGAGUGUUAUGUCAAUGGUGUUACACGA